Molecule: messenger RNA, 1422 nt
Organism: Ricinus communis (castor bean)
Lineage: Eukaryota; Viridiplantae; Streptophyta; Magnoliopsida; Malpighiales; Euphorbiaceae
Product: malate dehydrogenase, cytoplasmic
Exons: 7
Coding region: 162-1160 (332 amino acids)
Biological process (GO): malate metabolic process; oxaloacetate metabolic process; tricarboxylic acid cycle
Molecular function (GO): L-malate dehydrogenase (NAD+) activity
Source: RefSeq, a predicted model, not a curated record
AUAUCAUUAAACGACAUCGUCGCAACAUCCUCUUAGUUUAGUUCCCUUCACGCACAUAAAUAAUAUCGCUUUUGCCUCUCCAUUGCCUACGACUCUCACUUCACCAUUUCAUUUGCUAGAAAGUAAAGUUCGCUUCUUUUUUGUUUUCUCCAUCUCUAUCAAUGGCUAAGGAACCAGUUCGCGUUCUUGUCACUGGUGCUGCAGGACAAAUUGGAUAUGCACUUGUGCCCAUGAUUGCCAGGGGAGUAAUGCUCGGUCCUGACCAACCUGUGAUUCUCCACAUGCUUGAUAUUCCACCUGCAGCCGAGGCAUUGAAUGGUGUGAAGAUGGAAUUGGUGGAUGCUGCUUUUCCACUUCUUAAAGGUGUUGUUGCUACGACUGAUGUUGUUGAGGCAUGCACUGGAGUAAAUGUUGCAGUCAUGGUUGGUGGAUUCCCGAGGAAAGAAGGAAUGGAGAGAAAAGAUGUGAUGUCAAAAAAUGUGUCAAUAUACAAGUCUCAGGCUUCUGCACUAGAGAAGCACGCAGCUGCAAACUGCAAGGUUUUAGUUGUUGCCAACCCUGCAAACACAAAUGCGUUGAUUCUAAAGGAAUUUGCACCAUCUAUCCCUGAGAAAAAUAUUACUUGCUUGACAAGACUGGAUCAUAAUAGGGCACUCGGUCAAAUCUCAGAGAGACUGAAUGUUCAAGUCUCUGAUGUUAAGAACGUUAUCAUUUGGGGAAAUCAUUCAUCCACCCAGUACCCAGAUGUCAAUCACGCUACCGUUAAAACUCCAUCUGGAGAGAAGCCUGUCAAGGAGCUUGUUAAUGAUGAUGCAUGGUUGCAUGGAGAUUUCAUUAGUACUGUCCAACAACGUGGUGCUGCAAUCAUCAAAGCUCGUAAGCUUUCAAGUGCACUAUCAGCUGCAAGUUCUGCCUGUGACCACAUUCGCAAUUGGGUUCUUGGAACUCCUGAGGGCACUUGGGUUUCAAUGGGGGUUUACUCUGAUGGCUCAUACAAUGUACCAUCCGGACUGAUUUAUUCUUUUCCAGUCACAUGCCAGAAUGGAGAAUGGAAAAUUGUUCAAGGCCUUAGCAUUGAUGAGUUUUCAAGGAAGAAAUUGGACUCGACAGCAGAGGAACUAUCUGAGGAGAAGGCUCUUGCUUACUCUUGUCUCUCAUAAAUAUCUUUCCAUCACCGGUGUGUAGUAAGUGGGCCUCGUUCAACUUUUUCUUCCAGGAGGCAUAGUUACAUUUUUGAAUAAAGCCAGCGAUAAGUUUUAGAUGAACUGUCAAUGAUGGAGAAACUGUACUUUGAAUCUUACCUUGUUAUUACUGUCAUAUGAUAUGAGGAUGUCUGGAUAUUUAUGGCUUAAUGGAUUUGAGAUAUGUGAUGGAUUAAUAGGGGCGUUAUGGUCAAUAUUAUUAUAUGGUAAUUGUUUUUUA